AUUGUACAGGUUGUUGAAUGAAUAUUGUGAGAUUGUGCUGUCGCACAGUCGCUGACAUAAAUUCUUCAUUUACAGCAGCAUGAUGUUACUGCCUUUUUAUUUUUUCAGGAUAGUUUCGGAAGACUGCAUGACAGGGGUAAGGAAGUCCCGAAAUCGACAAAACUCCUGACUAAGCUUUUUCCCAAUAAAGUAACCAUUCACAUGCCACAGGAUGAAGCGCUUCUUGCUUCGUGGAAGCACCAAUUGGAUCGAGAUUCUGAAACCCUCAAAAUGAAAGGAAAUCUCAAUCACCUGCGCACUGUUCUUGGUCGGAGUGGGAUGGAAUGUGAAGGACUUGAGACAUUAUGCGUUAAGGACCAAACACUUACGAAUGAAAGUGCAGAGAAAGUAGUUGGAUGGGCUUUAAGCCAUCAUCUAAUGCAGAAUCCUGAAGCUGAUCCUGAUGCAAGGCUUGUAUUGUCUAGUGAGAGCAUCCAGUACGGGAUUAGAAUCUUGCAGGCUAUCCAGAAUGAAUCUAAGAGCUUGAAGAAGUCACUUAAGGAUGUUGUAACAGAAAAUGAAUUUGAGAAAAGGCUUCUAGUUGAUGUCAUUCCACCCAAUGACAUUGGAGUUACUUUUGAUGAUAUUGGGGCUCUUGAAAAUGUGAAGGAUACGCUGAAGGAGUUGGUGAUGCUUCCUCUACAAAGGCCUGAACUUUUUUGCAAGGGUCAAUUAACUAAGCCUUGCAAGGGCAUAUUAUUAUUUGGGCCUCCCGGAACAGGUAAGACAAUGCUGGCAAAGGCUGUGGCUACUGAAGCUGGUGCAAACUUCAUCAACAUUUCCAUGUCAAGCAUCACAUCUAAGUGGUUUGGUGAGGGUGAGAAGUAUGUGAAAGCUGUUUUCUCACUUGCCAGUAAAAUUGCGCCUAGUGUUGUAUUUGUUGAUGAAGUUGACAGCAUGUUGGGCCGGAGGGAAAAUCCUGGGGAGCAUGAGGCCAUGCGUAAGAUGAAAAAUGAAUUUAUGGUGAACUGGGAUGGCUUACGGACAAAAGACACAGAGCGGGUUCUGGUACUUGCAGCUACAAAUAGGCCUUUCGACCUUGAUGAAGCAGUCAUUCGAAGGCUUCCCCGUAGAUUGAUGGUAAAUUUGCCAGAUUCAGCAAACAGAGCGAAGAUACUAAAAGUCAUACUGGCAAAAGAGGACUUGGGAGAUGUUGAUUUUGAUGCAAUUGCCAAUAUGACAGAUGGAUAUUCUGGAAGUGACCUGAAGAAUCUAUGUGUAACGGCUGCUCACCGUCCAAUUAAAGAGAUAUUGGAAAAGGAAAAAAAGGAACAUACUGCCGCUUUAGCAGAAGGAAGACCCACUCCAGCUUUGAGUGGCAGUGCAGAUAUACGGUCUUUAAACAUGGAUGACUUCAAAUAUGCUCAUGAACGGGUAUGCGCGAGUGUUUCAUCGGAGUCUGUGAACAUGACUGAGCUUUUACAAUGGAAUGAGCUGUAUGGUGAAGGGGGUUCCAGAAGAAAAAAGGCUCUGAGCUACUUCAUGUGAGGGCUUUCCUGUACAAAUGGCUAUUUUUUGCUCAUCUCUUUGUUCUAAGCCCUCGUGCUUUAGUGAAUUUUGCUAUUUUCUUAGGGCUUGGUAGGGAGCCUUUUUGUCUGUAAAAUGAAAUAUAGGUAUUAAGUUAUUUUUUUCCCACCCCGCUCGAGUUAGAUUUGUGAUGGAGGGAAUAAAGUGAGUGUAAGCUUUCCAAAGCCUUGGUGGCUUGGCUUCACUGCUUUUGUUUUGUUCCCCAUCAACUUGUUGUCAACAUAAGGAACUUGUAUUUGUACGUUUAUCAGCAUCAGAAAAGGAAGAAGAAAAGAGGACCCCUAUGCAUAUAUAUUUAUAGGCGUUCUUUAUGGGUUUGUUGGAAAUUGAACAUUAAUAAGCAGUGAUAACAGACGCCAUAUCACACUAUGAUUUGGCUUUAUGAAUGUAUAAUCUAUAUGUGCAUGUAGAGCCUGUUUUCAGUCCUUUGUCUCAACAUUCUUAUGGAGGAUGAUUUCCUUUAAACAAGUACGGCCCAUUUGUUCAUGCUGAAGCAAAGUGUAUUUAUUUAUUUAUUUACCUUCAUAUUC
Messenger RNA from Corylus avellana, 2096 nucleotides. The record is from RefSeq and is a predicted model, not a curated record. Lineage: Eukaryota; Viridiplantae; Streptophyta; Magnoliopsida; Fagales; Betulaceae.